Molecule: messenger RNA, 724 nt
Organism: Coccinella septempunctata (seven-spotted ladybird)
Lineage: Eukaryota; Metazoa; Arthropoda; Insecta; Coleoptera; Coccinellidae
Exons: 4
Coding region: 111-680 (189 amino acids)
Biological process (GO): lipid transport
Cellular component (GO): extracellular region
Molecular function (GO): lipid binding
Source: RefSeq, a predicted model, not a curated record
AGAGAUCAAGGACUCAAAGGUCCGGCAUAGUUUGUUCUUAUAUAAAGACAGGAACUUGAAAUUAACAGGCACUUUGUGACUUGCGUCGACAACUGUAUAACGUCUUCAAAAUGGUCAAAUACUUCGCUGUAGCUCUUGUAGCUCUUGUUGCUCUCCAGGCCUCUUUGGUCUCGGCCAGAGCCAGUGCCCCAGCAGAACAAAACGUCUUCGACACACUAGCUGAAGAUGCCCGUAAGGCCGUGAAGGACUUCGCCGACGCCACUGGAUUGAGCAGCUUGUCUUCCGAAAAAGUGAUCAACACCAUCGAAACCGACGCUAAGAAAGUCGCAGCCAACCUCGACGCCUUCGUUGAAAAAGUCAAGAAAGACGUUGACGCCAAAAAACCAGAAAUUGAAAAGGUGGUCAAGUCUGUUGAAGUUGAAUUAGCCAAAACUUCCGACUCUUUGAAGAAAUUGGUAGGUCCAGAUGCCUCGAAAAAGGCUGAAGAACUCAAGAAGGCCUUCGACAAGAACUUGAACGAAGCCAUCAACCAAGUCAACAAGGUCAUCAAAGCCAUGGAACCUGACGCAGAAAAACUUAAGGGUGACCUCGAAGCCAGCGGUAAAGUUGUCCUUGAUUCCAUCGUUGAAGGAACCAAGAAAAUCGAAGCAGCUAUCAAAGAAACUGCAAGCAAAGUUUAAAUACUCGUCACUGUGAAAUUUCAAUAAAUCUAUUUUCUUAAGUA